ACUUCACUAAUAAACCUGCUCAAAAGAAACGCUGCUGCUGCUCACACUUUGCUUUAACUGAGCGCAGUCAGCGCUGUGUGCUCGGCUCUCUAUGGGAGGAGCGGAGGUCUUUGAUGUCGGCAGGCUGAUCACAGAUCAGAUACACGCGCUUCAGAUCCAUAAAGCCACCUCCCUCUCCCCGCCUUUGAUCUGGGCGCUGUGAAGUCCUCGAGCUGCUGCUGCUGCUGCUCUGUGUUGUGUUGAGCUGGAGCAGCAGCGCUGACAUGGUGAGCGGACCGGUGCGGGAAACACACCACCACACCUCUCACCGGUCUGCUUUCGACUUUUAACAACCACUUUGAUUACAGGCUGAUUUUUUAGCAGACAACAAGUGGCUCAUCAAAAUGGUCUGGAUUCUUCGACACACUUUUUCACUUCUACUAACUGUGCAUGUCAUAUAUUCAACUCUGGUGAUUCCUGUGGGGGCCGAGGAGGAGACCAGGGAAUGCAGAGAACAGGAGUACAAGGACCGGUUUGGGAACUGUAAACCCUGCAAGCAGUGUGAUGCAGGACAGGAGCUAUCAAAGGAAUGUGGCUUUGGUUAUGGAGAGGAUGCCCGGUGCGUGCCCUGCCGGAGCAGUCGCUUCAAGGAGGACAGGAGCCUGCAGAAGUGCAAGCCCUGCCUGGACUGUGGACUCAUCAACCGCUUCCAGAAGGGCAACUGUUCCACCACCAGCAACGCUGUGUGUGGCGACUGUCUGCCGGGAUAUUACAGGAAGACAAAAUUAAGCGGUUUCCAAGACAUGGAGUGUAUACCCUGUGGGGACCCUCCGCCUCCUUAUGAGCCUCACUGCAGCGGGCGUGUGAACCUUGUGCCGCUGCCCUUGGUGGUGACCAGCCCGCAGGACAUGGCUCUGGCUGCGGUCAUCUGCAGCGCUCUGGCCACCGUGCUGCUGGCCCUGCUGGUCCUGUGUGUCAUCUACUGCAAGAGACAGCUGUUGGAGAAGAAGCCCAGCGCGGCCUCCCUGCAGUCCCAGGAUUGUCCCUACAGUGGAGCAGAGCUGUCCUGCCUGGACCCACGCUGGCUCCAUGACUUUCCCCAGAGACCCUGCUGCCAGUGUCACCUGGGCCCCGGACACACCUGCGGUCCAGUCCACCUGAUCCCGUCUCUGUGCUGUGAUGAGAGCUGCAGUCUGGGCCGUAGCCUGGACAACAGCCCAUUCCCGUCCCAGAUGAGUCUCAGUGACGAGAAUACACACCAGGAUGAGGAGGACACCCAAAUGCAGCUGGGAGGACAUGAAGAGGCUGCUGGGAUAACUGGGAGCUUAGAGCCUGCAGAGGGCUUCAGGCUUCCAACGUGCAACGCUGAGCGUGCAGGGAGACUGGAUGUAGAAGGACAAGAGGGGGAUGAAGAGGAGGAGGAGGAGGAGGAGGAGGAGGAAGGGUGCAGGUCAGAGGAGACUUCACCUGAGAGGACCAGGCAGAGCUACAGUGAAGCCGUUACAGACGCACUUCUGCCCAAACAGCACUCAAGUCAGGAAGGAUGACAUGGAUUUCUUUGGCUCGUGUUCCACCCUUAAACCACCCUGGACUCAACAACAGCCGCGGCCAGAUCCCAGAUCAGAUUACUCACUCGUCCCCCCCCCCCAACCGCCCCGUACAGACGAGCAGCAGCCACUCUCAAGAGUGUCGCACCGCCUCUUUGAAACGCCUGCUGCUGACCUCAGAGCCCCUCGUCAAAGGGUCCAAACAGAAUCUGUACAUACAUGCAAACAAAAAGCACUGCUGAGGAAAAGCAAAGCACGAGGGCAAAGGGACACACACACACACACACACACACACACACGGACACACACACACAAUGUGAACUCGUUGGCCCAGAAGGUGAAAUCGAAUGAAGUUCAAACGUCGAGGAGUAUUGACUUAUUACCGCAGAGCAAAGUGAAUCAAAGUGAGCCUCUGCUCUGCCUCGGGAAUGUCUCACAUAUUCACAUGUAGGAGAACAGAAACUAGCGCUGAUCUAGCAGCUGGUGUUAUGAAGCUUUUGUGUGUAAAAGGUAACAAAUUUGAGGUGUGAAGAAAAGUGUUGCACAUUGAAGAUAAUCUUGAUAAUAUGGAACAAGUUAAUACGAGGAAUGUUUAAGUGAUAAAAUGUGUUGUAGAUACUGUAAAAUAUUAAAUAGGUCAAUAUUUUUGUAACAUAGACAUGACUGACAAUAUGUUUGCUUUUCUUCUCCCAGUUAUAGUGUUGAUGGUUGUGAUUGGUCACUUCCACAUAUUGUUUUUGUAAAUAAAGCACUUGAACAAGUUUACAUACCAAGGAA
Molecule: messenger RNA, 2303 nt
Organism: Centropristis striata (black sea bass)
Lineage: Eukaryota; Metazoa; Chordata; Actinopteri; Perciformes; Serranidae
Gene: tnfrsf19
Product: tumor necrosis factor receptor superfamily, member 19
Exons: 10
Coding region: 384-1526 (380 amino acids)
Biological process (GO): positive regulation of JNK cascade; positive regulation of canonical NF-kappaB signal transduction
Cellular component (GO): plasma membrane
Molecular function (GO): protein binding; signaling receptor activity
Source: RefSeq, a predicted model, not a curated record